Messenger RNA from Anopheles merus, 1192 nucleotides. RefSeq names its product methionyl-tRNA formyltransferase, mitochondrial. Gene Ontology annotation, biological process: biosynthetic process; conversion of methionyl-tRNA to N-formyl-methionyl-tRNA. The record is from RefSeq and is a predicted model, not a curated record. Gene Ontology annotation, cellular component: mitochondrion. Lineage: Eukaryota; Metazoa; Arthropoda; Insecta; Diptera; Culicidae. The coding region runs from base 102 to 1130 and encodes 342 amino acids. The transcript is spliced from 4 exons. Gene Ontology annotation, molecular function: methionyl-tRNA formyltransferase activity.
UUGUCACUGUGUCGUUCGGUUUUGUUGUGAUGUUUCCACCAGGGAGCCAAGGAGCGGGUUUGUUUACGAAUGAUAUCACAUAAUUCCACUCGCCGCACAGAAUGCUGCUGAGCCGGGUACGCCCAAGGCGUUCGAUCUUCCGCAGCAUCACCAACGCCAGCGCCCAGCGACACUUUGCCAACGUUUCCCGCCUCAAGGUGCUGUUCUUCGGCACGGACCACUUCUCACUGCCAAGUCUGAAAAGCAUUCACACCAAUCUAGUAAACAAUGGGCGAGUGGAGCGGCUCGAGGUGGUGACGUCGUUCAAGGCGGCGAAGAACCCGGUGAAGCAGUACAGCCGAACCGCCGGCCUGCCGCUGCACGAUUGGCCCGCCUGUACGCCUGCCACUGCCGGCAGGUUCGAUCUCGGCGUGGUCGUUUCGUUCGGCCACCUCAUACCGGAGACGUUCAUCGAUUGCUUCGAUCGGGGAAUGCUUAAUGUGCACGCUAGCCUACUGCCCAAGCUGCGCGGUGCGGCCCCGAUCGUGCACGCCAUCGCGAACGGCGAGCAGCGGACCGGCAUCAGCAUCAUGCGCAUCAAGCCGAAACAGUUCGACGUCGGGGAAAUACUGCUCCAGUCGGCGGUCAGCAUCGAGCGCGACACGCUAAUGCCCGAGCUGCACGACCGGCUGGCCGCGAUCGGUGCCGACUGCUUGGUCACCUGCAUCGAGGACCUGGAGGGCUACUACCAGCGGCUAACCGUGCAGAACGAUGCGGAGGCAACGUACGCGCCGAAAAUCGAUCCAAAGUUUGCGGAAAUCCGAUGGCCCCAGGCAACGGCUGUGAGCGUGUACGAUCGGUACCGCGCCCUGUACGGGCUGCGCCCACUGCUCACCAGCUUUGGGGGGGAGCUAGUGAAGCUGUUUAAACUGUCCUUCGACAGCACGCAGCCGGUACCGGCAGUGCCGGCAGACCGGCCCGGCCAGCUCGAAUACUCCAAGCGCAGCAGGCAGCUGCUGGUUCGGUGUGGUGACGGUCGAGCGCUAGAACUGUUGCAGCUAUCCGUCGGCGGAAAGAAGACACUGUCGGGGCAAGAUUUUUACAACGGCUUCCUGAGCAAGAUGAACCGAUCGGACCGGUACUUUAAGUGACAGCGCGAUUUAAGAGAUAGUUAAAAACAGGCAGUACGAAUAGGAAAUUUUAUUUAAUGUGA